Messenger RNA from Westerdykella ornata, 291 nucleotides. RefSeq lists its product as uncharacterized. The annotation marks the transcript as partial. The record is from RefSeq and is a predicted model, not a curated record. The transcript has a single exon. NCBI's taxonomy places the organism in Eukaryota, Fungi, Ascomycota, Dothideomycetes, Pleosporales, Sporormiaceae.
GGAUUCUCAUACCCGUCCCCGCGUCCGGCGACCCGAGCCGCCAUGCAGACGCACACGCAAAAAAGACAGCCGGAGGAAUGGGGGCAAGAGGAGGACCAUGCGGGCCAUGCGGACCAUGCAGCGGUGCAAGGCGGGUUCAUGGACGAUGGCAUGCCGUUUUACGCCUCUCCGGUGAUAACCACGACUUCCGUCCGCCAGCGCCAGGGACCAACAAAGACGAGCGACGGGCCGUGGAAGCAGAGGGUGACGCAGGGAAAUGGCGGCAUGUGGGCGGAGGGCGUUCAGCACUGA